CCGCUCUUCUUCCCUCAUACCAUCCAGCUCUCGUAUAUCCAUCUGUCUGACCCUUCAAUCAUCACAGAAAAACCCAGAACUAUCGCAAUGCCCAACAACAACGGCUACAGCUACACCGGCCCUGGCACCAACAGCCAGGGCAACCACUACUGCUCGCGCGACUACGGCUCGGGAUCCGACUCGAAUGGCGCAGGCCGCGGAGACGCAUACCAUUACUCGAACAGCAACGGCUCCUACUACUACUCCAACUCCAAUGGCAGCACUUACUACAAUAAUGGAAGCGGGGACUCGACCUAUACUGAUCCUAGUGGGAAGAAAUGAUCGGUUCUCAUCACCCGUGCCUGAAUCAAGAUUUCGUGACACUUAGCUGUAUGGUAGGAAAAAGGACGACAUGCGAGGCGACUCAGAGAGUGUUUCUUAAUGAAUAGUCAAUGACAUCGGUGGUUGGGGUUAUUACUAGCACGGAAACCCCGGGUGUUUUAUCUUUAGAGAUUAAGCAUAUCAAGAUCUCCCAAGCUAAUUUGAAG
Messenger RNA from Aspergillus campestris IBT 28561, 527 nucleotides. RefSeq lists its product as uncharacterized. The record is from RefSeq and is a predicted model, not a curated record. The transcript is spliced from 3 exons. The coding region runs from base 88 to 321 and encodes 77 amino acids. NCBI's taxonomy places the organism in Eukaryota, Fungi, Ascomycota, Eurotiomycetes, Eurotiales, Aspergillaceae.